AUGUCGAAUCGUGGAACCAGAGGUCCUCGCUUAGCACAUAGACAUCAGGUAGCCAUGAAUUAUAUGAUUAGAAACCCUCCAUUUGAUCGGUAUAACGUAGGGGAUAAGUUUGAACGGAUAAAUGCCUAUGACGAGGCUCCAUUGACUCAAAGUGUCCUCAACAGAUCACAACACCUAUUACCUACACCCAAAUCAAGAGAAGCCGUUACUACGUUACUCACCCGCGUGCGGCAAAUUUUGGAGGAAAUUGCCAAAGAUUCGACCAAAAACGAAGAAUUUAAAGUGGAAGACGUCAAAGAAGUUGGUUCUUGGAGAAAAGACAUAGCCAUAUCUGAUAAUCUUACGGGAGAUAUAGCCAUCAUCUUAGGCAUUCUACCGACUACUGAUGCCGCGUACAAGCUGGGCAGUGCAGUUGUAGAUGAGUUGCAAGCAUUGAACGAGGUUGCUACGUUCGCAACCAAAGAUUAUGGGAUUCAUGUCGCUGGAGAGUUUGCGGAAGUAAAGGUGCUCAUCACUACAAUUCCAGCAAAUGUGGCGUCUCUUCAACCGGAUAUUCAUCUAUCGGAAAGAGCGAUGAUGUAUAAUUAUCAUUCAAUUCGUCACGUGGCAUGGUUUGACUCGGUUGCUGACUCUUGUCCACUUAGAGUUUUGGUGAGAGUCAUCAAGUAUGUUCGAAGCAUCUUCUCGGGAUUACAGCCUUUGUCAGUGUGGUCGGUUGAAUUUCUUUGUUAUUUUUGUUUGAUGAAUACACCCAACAGAUCUCCUUUACCAAUUGGUCCAGCUUUUCGAAGAUUUUUUGAAACUUUGGCUUCUGGCUUGUUUUUACCAGGAAGUCCUGGAUUGGUUGACCCUACGGAACCUGCGUUCCGCAUAGCGUCGGAUAUGACGUUGGAGGAUAUGGAUAAUGUUGCAGCUACUGCUCAGAGCAUAAUAAGAAUAAUAAAUUUUGACGGCUCCGACAUAGUUUUGGGACUGAAGUUUGUGACUGGCCUUCACGAUGUUGCCAAAAAUGGAUGUGAUGUAAACGGAACGAGGAUAAAAGCUUUAGAGAACGCUUACUCCGAAGGAUGUUUCAAACCUUACUUCUGUGAUGAAGACGAAAGUCAAUAA
Auanema sp. JU1783 is the source of this 1110-nucleotide messenger RNA. NCBI's taxonomy places the organism in Eukaryota, Metazoa, Nematoda, Chromadorea, Rhabditida, Rhabditidae. The record is from the annotation of a GenBank genome assembly.